Bicyclus anynana (squinting bush brown) is the source of this 1242-nucleotide messenger RNA. RefSeq names its product zinc carboxypeptidase-like. The record is from RefSeq and is a predicted model, not a curated record. Lineage: Eukaryota; Metazoa; Arthropoda; Insecta; Lepidoptera; Nymphalidae. Gene Ontology annotation, biological process: proteolysis. The coding region runs from base 1 to 1242 and encodes 413 amino acids. Gene Ontology annotation, molecular function: zinc ion binding; metallocarboxypeptidase activity. The transcript is spliced from 7 exons.
AUGUUACUUAAAAUAUUAAUUUUAAGUGUUCUAAGUACAGUUUUAACUGAGGAAGUUAGAUAUGAUGAUUAUUCAUUGUAUAAGAUUUACCCACAGAUUGAGGAACAUUUGAACUUUUUGAGUGACCUUCAAAAAGAGAACGAUGGAGUGCAAUUUUGGAAAUCGGUUUCUCAAGUGGGAGAUUAUGCCAGUGUUCUAACAUCACCACAGGAAAGAGAUAAUUUGGAACAUUUACUAAGAAAGAGAAGUAUCGAUUAUGAUGUGAUGAUUGAGAAUAUACAAAAAGCGUUGGACGAUCAAAUCAUGGGCAGAAAAAAGCGUGACACAAGACAUUGGUUGUUCUGGACCAACUACUGGUCAGUGACUCAGAUCAAUGAGUGGUUGCAAAAUUUGGCCGACACGAGGAGUGAUUUUGUUUCUUUGAUAUAUGCGGGACGAUCGUAUGAAGGCAGAAACAUCACAGGGGUAAGAAUCGCCCGAGGAACUAACCGUCCAAUAAUCUUCGUCGAGGGUGGUCAAAUUGGUGCAGAUUGGCUGUCUCCAACAGUCAUCACUUAUCUGGUGGAUCAGUUAGUCAGAGGUAGUUUUGAAGCGCAAAGAGCUACGGAGGAAUUCGAAUGGCAUAUCUUUCCCGUACUCAACCCUGAUGGACAAGAAUAUUCACAGAAUGUUGACAGGUUAUGGAUUAAAAACAGAAGACCUACCACUGGGUCGGCGAUCGGUGUUGACUUGAGUAGAAAUUGGAAUUCUCAUUGGGGAAUUAUAGGAGGCAGUUUCGUACCAGCAGACGAAAACUUCAUAGGUCUUGGACCAUUCUCAGAAGUAGAGACGCGAUCUGUAUCCCGCUAUGUCGAAAGCAUCAGCUCGAGACUCGUCAGCUCCCUAUCGUUUAGAGCUUUUGGUCAACGCCUCUUGAUCCCAUUUGCGCACAACAUUUACCCGACGUACAAUUACAAUGAAACGAUUAUCAUUGGGAGACGUGCAAUGGGGUCCUUAUCUGUCCGUCAUGGAACCCAUUUCACCGUUGGCACUUCGAGAGUAGUACAUGACGGCGCGACGGGAUCCAUCGCUGAUUGGAUCAAGCAUCGCUUCAACCCGCCAGUAGUGUUCACUCACCAGCUAAGAGACGAAGGUGCCUGGGGCUACACAUUACCAGUGAACCAAGUGCUGCCCUCUUGUGAGGAAACCUUUGAUUCAGUUAUGGCAAUAAUCAGAGAGGCGAAGUUCUUGAAUGUAUUGUAG